UCCUGGUAACUAUGGUUACUAACAGUAUAUAUUUAUAUAUAUUACAUGAUUAGCACAAAUUGGUCAAUUUUAUAAAAUUAUAAUAACAAUAUCCAAUGAUUUCACGUAUCAGAAAACUGCAACAAAAAACAAAAGAAAACACUCAAUUUCUUGAAAGAAACUAUUUGUAUGGUCAUAUUAUACCUGAUUUUCAAUCUAGACUAACUUUGAUAGAAAAAAUAAUCUUAGAACGAAAAAUACACAUUUUUAUUGGUACUUGGAAUAUGAAUGGACAAAAACCAUUGAAUAAUUUGAACGGCUUUCUUAUACCAAAUGAUUCUGAAAUGAUAGCAGAUUUAAUAAUUAUAGGAACACAAGAAACAUGUAUGUAUAAUAUCAGUCAGUGGGAGAACAAUAUUUUAAAUAUUAUUGGAUCAACUCAUAUUUUACGAAAAAGAAAACAAUUCGGAAGACUACGUCUUAGUUUAUUCUUACGUCGAGAACUAAUAAUAUUUAGUUCAUUAUCCGAAACAAAUGUAAUUUUAUCAAGUAAAUAUACAAUUUUAAAAACUAAAGGUGCCAUAUCGUUAGGUUUAAUUAUUUUUGGUUCGAGUUUUUUAUUCAUAAUGGUACAUUUAACACCUCAUCCAAAAAAUACGAUUAAACGUAUUGAAGAAAUAAAAAAUAUUAUUCGUUUACUAAAUGUACCAAAAAAAUUACCGUUAAGGAAUUCUUUUGAAGAUUCAACUGACAAUUUUGAUAGUGUUUUCUUGUUUGGCGAUUUAAACUUUCGACUUAAUAAAUCUAGAGAAGAUGUAAUGAAUUGGAUAAGUACUUCACAUUUUUCUAAAAAAACUCCUAUUAAUCUAAAUAAUGAUCAAUUGAAAAUAUUAUUAGAUAAUCAAAUUAUUUUACAUAAGUUUAAUGAAGCACCUAUAACUUUUCCACCAACUUAUAAAUACAAUCAUGGAAGUCAAUUAUUAGAUUCUAGUGGUAAUUAUCGAACUCCAGCUUAUACGGAUCGAAUUCUUUAUAAAAGUAAUAUACAUUUUAAAAAUCCAAAUGAUAAAAAGAAAACACAAAUGAAAAAUGAAGAAAUAAAAUGUAUAAUUUAUGAUUCUACUAGAAGUAUUUGUUCAUCGGAUCAUAAGCCAGUUUAUGGUAUUUUUGCUGUCAAAAUCCGAGCUGGUAUGAACACUUUACAUUUCUAAAGCAAAUUAGCCCAAUAAUACUUACUCAAGACGACGACUGCAUAAGAAAUAGAGCCCAUCACAGAUGUGUAUACGUGUUACCUUCGCUAAGAUAUGAGUACGAUUAACAUACAUAUAGUGCUCGUUGGAUAGUGGCGAGAAUCAUCGUUAUUUAAUGGAAUAUAAUAAUCUUAAUGU
Messenger RNA from Ceratosolen solmsi marchali, 1367 nucleotides. RefSeq names its product Inositol-3-phosphate synthase (gene INPP5E). The transcript is spliced from 4 exons. Lineage: Eukaryota; Metazoa; Arthropoda; Insecta; Hymenoptera; Agaonidae. Gene Ontology annotation, biological process: phosphatidylinositol dephosphorylation. Gene Ontology annotation, molecular function: phosphatase activity. The coding region runs from base 96 to 1190 and encodes 364 amino acids. The record is from RefSeq and is a predicted model, not a curated record.